This is a messenger RNA of Carlito syrichta (Philippine tarsier), 564 nucleotides long. It is a transcript of the gene CST6, whose product is annotated as cystatin E/M. Gene Ontology annotation, molecular function: cysteine-type endopeptidase inhibitor activity. The coding region runs from base 14 to 460 and encodes 148 amino acids. The record is from RefSeq and is a predicted model, not a curated record. The transcript has 3 exons. NCBI's taxonomy places the organism in Eukaryota, Metazoa, Chordata, Mammalia, Primates, Tarsiidae. Gene Ontology annotation, cellular component: extracellular exosome.
GGCACAGACGGCCAUGGCGCGUCCGACCCCCUUGCUGACUCUGGGCUUGGCCCUGGUCGCGCUCUGCCUUCUGGCGCUGGCCCGCGACGCCCGGGCCCGGCCGCCGGAGCACAAGGUCGGAGAGAUCCAGAACCUGUCGCUCGAUGACCCGCAGGUGAAGAAGGCGGCGCAGGCGGCCGUGGCCAGCUACAACAUGGGCAGCAACAGCCUCUACUACUUCCGAGACACGCACGUCAUCUCGGCGCACAGACAGCUGGUGGCUGGCAUCAAGUACUAUUUGACGGUGGACAUGGGGAGCACAGACUGCCGCAAGAACAGGGUUGCUGGAGACGUCGACCUCACCACCUGCCCCUUGGCCGCAGGAUCGCAGCAGGAGAACCUGCGUUGUGACUUUGAGAUACUAGUGGUUCCCUGGGAGAAUUCCACUCAGCUUCUAAAGCACAACUGUGUGCAGAUGUGAUGAGCCCCUGAAGGUGGGGCCAUUGAGAUUGGGACCACGGUGGAGGGCACUUCAGGUCCAUGGGCCACAUCUGUCGCAAUAAACCACCAGCACUGCUUCUUGCA